This is a messenger RNA of Rhizophagus irregularis DAOM 181602=DAOM 197198, 300 nucleotides long. RefSeq lists its product as uncharacterized. The record is from RefSeq and is a predicted model, not a curated record. Lineage: Eukaryota; Fungi; Glomeromycota; Glomeromycetes; Glomerales; Glomeraceae.
AUGAUUCGUGAAGGAGAAUGGAAUAUUAAUGAAUUUCCAGAACUGAAAAAGGAUUUAUUAAAUAAACUCAAUAUCCAGGCUGUUGAUGAGACUUCCUUACCGCAAUUAUUAGAAGAAGUAUUAGAAGAAGUACAAAUACUUUGUCAUAGUGAGACUAUCGAUGAUAUUGUUCCUGUAGUAAUUGAUAAGAAAUUGACUGUUAAUAAUCUGAAAGAUGAGAUCAAAAAUGCUCGGCAAGAUUUACGAGAAAUAAACAUCGAUCUAUAUGAUAAAGAUUUCGCUCAGGACAAGGGAUAUUGA